AUGGCUGAAUCCGCUCCCGCCGUUGUCGCAGCCCCGAAGCAUGAUGUCGAGGCUGCUGUGCCAAAGCAGCGGAAAGCCGCUGCAACAAUACAUUAUCCCUUCUGGUUCGGUGGAAGCGCGGCCUCCAUGGCUGCGGUAGUCACUCAUCCUCUCGACCUGGUCAAGGUCCGCUUGCAAACCCGCUCUCCCUCUGCUCCUAAAUCCACCCUCGGCACCUUCGCCUAUGUUUUCCGCAGUCAAGGCCUAUUGGGUCUGUACGCUGGUCUCUCGGCCGCUCUUCUUCGCCAGAUGACUUACUCGACCGUCCGCUUCGGCGUGUACGAAGACCUAAAGUCCCGGUUCGCACUACAACCUACACCCUCAAACCCUAAGCCACAACAGUCCAUGUUAAAUCUCAUCCUCAUGUCAUCCGCCGCAGGACUUCUGGGUGGAAUAGCCGGAAACCCGGGGGACGUGCUGAACGUGCGAAUGCAAUCCGACGCCUCUAAACCCCCGCACCUGCAACGAAACUACAAACACGCACUCGACGGCCUAAUACGAAUGAUUCGUGAAGAAGGCGCCCUUUCUAUAUUCCGCGGCGUGACCGCAAAUUCUACCAGAGCACUGCUCAUGAACGCCUCGCAGCUGGCGAGCUACGACGUCUUCAAAUCCGCCUGUCUCCACACUUUGGGCAUGGCCGACACUCUCGGCACCCACUUCUGCGCUUCGUUGGCCGCAGGAUUCGUCGCAACCACGAUAUGUUCGCCCGUGGACGUGAUCAAAACGCGCAUCAUGUCCGCGGGGGGGAAGAUGUCGGUCUUUGAAAUUCUCGCGCAAGCCAGUCAGAAGGAAGGUCUCCUGUGGAUGUUCCGCGGCUGGGUCCCCAGCUUCAUGCGGCUCGGACCGCAGACGAUAUGUACGAUGGUCUUCUUCGAGCAACACAAAAAAUGGUAUAGAAGGUUCAAGGGGAUCGAAGAAUGA
This is a messenger RNA of Fonsecaea multimorphosa CBS 102226, 960 nucleotides long. RefSeq lists its product as uncharacterized. Gene Ontology annotation, molecular function: thiosulfate transmembrane transporter activity; antiporter activity; succinate transmembrane transporter activity. The transcript has 2 exons. Bases 1 to 960 code for a protein of 319 amino acids. The record is from RefSeq and is a predicted model, not a curated record. Gene Ontology annotation, biological process: malate transmembrane transport; succinate transmembrane transport; thiosulfate transport. Lineage: Eukaryota; Fungi; Ascomycota; Eurotiomycetes; Chaetothyriales; Herpotrichiellaceae.